AUGGGUAACGGGGCAAGUGCUACCCAAAUGGUGGUGGACGGAGAAACGUAUGAUAUAGCGAAAUUAAAGUUAUUAUUCCCCGAAAUGAAGUCGGAAUUGAAGGAUAAGGAUGCCAAAAUACGGAAAUUAGAAAUUGAGAGUCGUGACAAGACUAAACAAAUUAACGAAAAUAACAAGGAGAUAACACGUUUGAAAGAGGAGGUUCAUAAAUUGAAAUCAGUGCUACAAUUAAAGGUUCACAAGGAUGGAAAACCUGAUAUUUUAGCAACGAUACAAGAGACAGAACCACCGGUAGUUGUACAGGAAGUACGGAGUAAGAAACAAGGUGUUUCAGGUGAAAGCUCCUCUAAUUCUCAGAGUAAUGUGGAAUUAAAACAUCAUGAUAAAGAUUUCAGAUCGAAACAAUUAAUAAAAGAUGCCAUAUUAGAUAAUGACUUUUUAAAGAAUUUAGAUUCCACACAAGUUCGAGAGAUAGUAGAUUGUAUGUAUGAUAAGAAAAUUAAAGAAGGUCAUUAUAUUAUAAAGGAAGGAGAAUCAGGAAAUCACCUCUAUGUUUCAGCAGAUGGAGAAGUUGAGGUACAGAAAGAAGGAACGAUAUUGGGUAGAAUGGCGUCAGGCAGAGCAUUUGGUGAACUGGCUAUACUUUACAACUGUACUAGAACAGCUUCUGUUAAAGCCUUAACAGAGGUACGAGUGUGGGUGUUAGAUCGAGCUAUGUUUCAAGCCAUUAUGAUGAAAACUGGAAUACAAAGACGUGAUGAAAAUAUACGUUAUCUUCGAAGUGUGCCUUUAUUACGAGAUCUGCCUGCUGACAAAUUAGCCAAAUUAGCUGAUGUUUUAGAAAUAGAUUUUUACCAUGAAGGAGAAUAUAUAAUACGUGAAGGCGCCACUGGAGAUUCCUUCUUUAUCUUAAAUAAAGGAGAGGUCAAGGUCACACAAAGAAUUCAAGGUCACAACAAUCCACAGGAGAUACGCAAAUUGAAGCGAGGAGACUAUUUUGGUGAAAAGUCUUUGCUAAGUGAAGAUCGUCGUACAGCUAAUGUGAUAGCCCUGCCACCUGGUGUAGAAUGUUUAACAGUAGAUAGAGAUUCUUUUAAUCAGUUAAUUGGUGAUUUGAAUGAAUUAAGAACAAAAGAUUAUGGUGAUGAAGCUAGAGGUGCAUCACGUUUGAGUGGUGAGUUAACACCAGGUUCUAGAGAUAAAGACAGAAUAUUGGAGGAGUUUGUCAAUAUUAAAAUUGAUGAUCUAGAUGUAGUAGCCACAUUGGGUAUGGGUGGCUUUGGCAGGGUAGAACUGGUGCAGCUAUCAAAUGACAAGAUGAAGACAUAUGCCUUGAAGUGCCUUAAAAAGAAACACAUAGUUGAUACUCGACAACAGGAACAUAUUUACUCAGAGAAACAGAUAAUGUUAACAUCUAGAACGCCUUUUAUUGCCAGAUUAUUUAAAACAUUUCGUGAUAAUAAAUAUGUAUAUAUGAUGAUGGAAGCCUGUUUAGGUGGUGAAUUAUGGACUAUUCUAAGAGACAGAGGAAGUUUUGAUGAUAAAACAACACGUUUCUAUGUAUCAUGUGUAGUAGAAGCGUUUAAAUAUUUACAUCAUAAAGGUAUUAUAUAUCGUGAUCUGAAACCAGAAAAUUUACUACUGGAUAAUAAGGGCUACAUCAAACUAGUUGAUUUUGGCUUUGCAAAAAAGAUUGGUGCUGGAAAAAAAACCUGGACGUUUUGUGGAACUCCAGAAUAUGUAGCUCCUGAAAUAAUCUUAAACAAGGGGCAUGAUCAUGCUGCUGAUUAUUGGUCUUUGGGAAUCUUGAUGUUUGAACUUUUAACUGGAAGCCCUCCAUUUUCUGGUUCUGAUCCAAUGAAGACGUACAAUAUAAUAUUAAAGGGUAUUGAUGUGAUAGAAUUUCCAAGGAAAAUUAGUCGUAAUGCUCAUGCUUUGAUUAAGAAGUUAUGUCGAGAUGCUCCAGUUGAGAGAUUGGGUUAUGGUAAAAAUGGCAUCACUGAUAUUAAAAAACACAAAUGGUUCCAAGGUUUUGAUUGGGAAGGUUUAUUGAAUCAUAGUAUUACUCCACCUAUUAUACCAAAGGUAAAAAAUCCAACAGAUUACAGUAAUUUUGACAGUUAUCCUAAAGAUAAUGACAUUCCAGCAGAUGAAACUUCAGGAUGGGACGCAGAUUUUUGA
Messenger RNA from Lottia gigantea (owl limpet), 2181 nucleotides. RefSeq lists its product as hypothetical. The transcript has 16 exons. The record is from RefSeq and is a predicted model, not a curated record. Gene Ontology annotation, biological process: protein phosphorylation. Lineage: Eukaryota; Metazoa; Mollusca; Gastropoda; Lottiidae. Bases 1 to 2181 code for a protein of 726 amino acids. Gene Ontology annotation, molecular function: ATP binding; cGMP-dependent protein kinase activity.